Molecule: messenger RNA, 1677 nt
Organism: Exophiala bonariae
Lineage: Eukaryota; Fungi; Ascomycota; Eurotiomycetes; Chaetothyriales; Herpotrichiellaceae
Exons: 1
Coding region: 1-1677 (558 amino acids)
Biological process (GO): carotene catabolic process
Molecular function (GO): carotenoid dioxygenase activity
Source: RefSeq, a predicted model, not a curated record
AUGUCUGAAACUACUCCAAACGUCCAUAAAGACUCCACUGCUACUAAUGAUGGACUGGCCUUACUUGCACCUGAUGUUCCCCCUCCGUCCAGAGCCGCAGCUUCUACAGGGAAGGAUGGGAAUGAGGGCACUUAUGGCCUUACCUCGAAAUGGCCAUUGGCCCACGACCUAGCAGGAUCCAGUCUUCCGUGUCGCCUUGAGGGUGAAAUUGGUGACUUGGUGGUGUUGGGAGAAAUCCCCAAAGAGAUCGACGGUACUUUCUAUCGUGUCAUGUGUGACCCAUUUGUCCCUCCUUGUCCAAAUAAUGUGCCAAUCGAUGGGGACGGCAAUAUUUCCGCUUUCCGCUUCUAUCAUGGUAGGGUGGACAUGAAAAUGCGCUACGUCGAGACUGAACGCUACAAGCUAGAACGAAAGGCGAACAAGGCUCUUUUUGGGCUCUAUCGGAACCCUUUCACUCACCAUCCGUGUGUCCGCGCCGCCGUUGACUCCACGGCAAACACAAAUCUGGUGUUCUGGGCGGAUAAAUUGCUUGCCUUGAAAGAGGUGGCUCUACCCUACGCCGUUGAUCCAGACACCUUGGAAACGGUCGGAUAUGAUCCCUUCCAGGGGCAGGUGAAGUCCAAGACUUUUACAGCGCACCCAAAAAUCGACCCUUUCGCAGAUGAACUGGUAGCUUUUGGCUACGAGGCCAAAGGCCUUGCAACUCUUGACGUCGUGACGUAUGCUUUAGACAGGCAAGGAAAAAAGACAACAGAGUUUUGGCUCAAGGCGCCGUGGUGUGCAUUUAUCCAUGACUGCGCCAUUACUCCUAACUUCAACGUCCUUUUCCUCUGGCCAUUUGAGGCCAACGAAGCGCGAAUGAAGGCCGGAAAGCAGCACUGGGCAUGGAAUUAUGAUUUGCCCGCGACUUUCAUUGUUGUCCCAAGACGAGAAGGUGCCGCUUCGAAGUAUGGCUGGAAGCCCGAGGAAUACCGCGUUUAUUCGUGGAAAAACUGUAUGGCUAUCCACACAGCCGCUGCCUGGGAAUCCGACGAUGGCAAAAUCUACGUCGAAAGCUCCAGAGUACAUGACAAUGCCUUUCCUUUCUUCCCUCCCAUCAAUGGCAGAAUGCCUUCCCCAGAAACAAAGGCCGACUUCGUCCGUUGGGAGCUUGACCUAUCGCAGCCGACUAGCGCCAAGAUUCCCGAUCCUCUUGUCGUCCUCGACCUACCCUCUGAAUUUCCAAGGAUUGACGAACGUUUCAUGACCAAGAAGUACGAGUGGCUUUUUCUCAAUGUCUUCAUCCCUGAGGGAAUGGACGGAAGCAAGAAUAUUUUCCAUGGUCUUAACGGUCUGGCUAUGCAUAACAACAAAACUGGCAAGACCAGGUAUUUCUGUGCUGGGGACGAUUCCCUGUGUCAAGAACCCAUUUUCAUACCUCGGUCCACCGAUGCGCCAGAGGGUGACGGUUGGGUCAUGACACUCAUUGAGAGACGUGCAGCUGGGAGGUGUGAUGUAGCCAUAAUUGACACCGGAGACUUCGAAACACCUGUGGCGAUUGUUCAGCUACCAUUUCAUGUCAAAGCCCAGAUCCAUGGAAAUUGGGUACCAGCCGCUGCUUUCAAGUCCCGAAAGAGACUUGUGCGGGAGGUUGGCGAGUUCAAAAUCAGUGGCAAGGGUGCUUUAGAGCCCCUUUGA